GACGCGUAGCAGCCCUCUUUCUUUAUGCACAAAAACCUUAAUUUGUAUGAGCUUGAUUUGAGUCCUAGUAGAAGACCAAACUGAAUGCAUACGUGCGCGCUGAGGUUUCCGUCGCAGACUCCGUCCAAACAUUGGACGCGGGAGCCGCCGGAGGCAACGUACGUGGCAUCCAUCCGUCGCCGGCUGCAGGUGCCGGGCCUUUCUUCUCCUCCCCGUCGCUGUCGCGGCAAAAUUUCAGCACUAGCGGCUGAAGCAGAUAAGAACAGUCCAACAGCCAAGCCGAUCGCACUCGCGCCACCAACCAUCCAAGCACCCGCGGCCGUCGCCACCAACCAUGUCGGCCGCCUAUGACCGCGCGGCCGAGCUCCGCGCGCUGGACGCCACCUUCGCCGGCGUGCACGGCCUCGUCGCCUCCGGCGUCACCCGCGUGCCCCGCAUCUUCCGUGUCCCCGACGACGUCCCACAGCAGCCCACCGACGGGCGGCAAGAACCUGCAGCCAUCCCGGUGAUCGACCUCGGCUGCGGCGACCACGCGGCCGUGGUCACCGCCGUGGGCCGGGCCGCGGCGGAGUGGGGGUUCUUCCAGGUGACGGGCCACGGCGUGCCUCCUGAGGUGGGCACCGCGGCGGUGGAGGCGGCCCGGGCGUUCCACGAGUCCCCCGGCGGCGAGGGCACCGACAAGGCGCGGCUCUACACCCGCGAGCCGGCCAGGGCCGUCAAGUACAACUGCAACUUCGACCUGCACCAGUCCAAGGUGGCCAACUGGCGCGACACCCUCUACCUCCGCGUCGCGCCGCACCCUCCCGACGCCGGCGACAUGCCGGAGUCCUGCCGCCGUGACGUGUUCUUUGACUACGCCGAGCACGUGAGGAACCUACGGGACACACUCUUUGCUCUGCUGUCCGAAGCACUUGGCCUCGACCCCAACCACCUCGCCGACAUGGGUUGCAACCACGGCCAGAUGAUGCUCUGCCACUACUACCCUCCAUGCCCCGAGCCCUCCCUCGCCAUCGGCACCACCCGCCACUCCGACUCCGGCUUCCUCACGGUGCUCCUCCAGGACGGCGUCGGCGGGCUCCAGGUCCUCCACGAGAACCGGUGGGUCGACAUCACGCCAACACCGGGGGCGUUCAUCGUCAAUGUGGGCGAUCUCUUACAGAUGAUCUCGAAUGACAGGUUUAGGAGCGUGGAGCAUAGAGUCAUCGCAAAGAACAGUGCACCAAGGGUCUCGAUCGCCUGUUUCCCAAGCAAUCCAAGUUCGGAGAGUAUAUAUGGCCCGAUCAAGGAGCUGCUGUCGGAGAAGAACCCACCAUUGUACAGGGAGACACUCGCUAGGGAUUACGUCGCGCACUAUUACUCUGUCGGAUUGGGUCCCAAGAUGGCCAUCAAUGAUUUUCGUCUAUGGAAUCGUCAGAAAAGUCCUUUAUGAUUCCAGCAAUAAUUGGACAACAAAUUCCAAGGGAA
Messenger RNA from Triticum aestivum (bread wheat), 1464 nucleotides. Its product is annotated as 1-aminocyclopropane-1-carboxylate oxidase homolog 1. Lineage: Eukaryota; Viridiplantae; Streptophyta; Magnoliopsida; Poales; Poaceae. The transcript is spliced from 3 exons. The record is from RefSeq and is a predicted model, not a curated record. Bases 335 to 1429 code for a protein of 364 amino acids.